AUGAGCCAGCAACACCCCUGGGGCGCCCCGAGACCAAACCAAAGCACACGCCUCACGCCCAUAUCCACGGCAAUUGCCCACGAGCAGCGCAUCACCAACACGCCCUCACCCAGCAACUCGCGGCCCGCCCAGUCGCCCGCCACAGCAAACUUCCCCUCGCUGCCGCCCGCGUCUUCAUCGCGCCUCGUCCGCAGCCGCAAGUCGUCGGCCGCCUCGUCGACGUCGUCGCCCUUCUCGCCCCAAGCAGGACAGCAGCUCCCCGCCAGCCAGCUGCUGUCCUCGAGAGGGUCCAGGACCAUAGCGCCCCAAGCUGCCUCGCACUUGGCUUCCUCCGCCGCAGCCGCUACCAACGGCCCAGGUGCACAGUCAAGUAGCGGCGGAGGAGCCUCCAAGCUUGUCCGCGCCUCGCCUUCACUCUCCACCUCGAGCACCACGGGCUCUCCCAGCACAGCCACCAACCCCUCUGGCCCCUCGUCCCAGAAUCUCUCUCGCAUUGUCAUCGCCCAGAUAUUUCUGCUGCUCAGUCAGUUUGGCCCUGUAAAGGACGACAAAGACCGCGUCAAGUGGGACACGCAAACCGAGCAGAUCAGGAAGCUGGUCGACUCAAACGGCAUGGAGGUCUUUUCAAAAUACUUCCGCCGCGUGCUGCAGAACAAUGCAGCCACCAUCUUCGGCACCGGCGCCCGCAACGCCGACAGCAACGGCAGCUACCAGAUCCUCCUCACCGAGGUGCACAAAAUACGGAAGGAGCCCGAGCAGGCAGACAAGAUUGCAGAAUCAAUAAGCUCCAGCGAGGGCGACUUGUUCCGCGACUUCGACCUGCAGGCCUUCAUAUCCCACUUCAAGCUCGACUCGGUCGCGAAGACGAUGCUAGCCCUCGCCUGCAGGAAGACAGAUCUCCGGACUAAAGCCGAUGCUGUACUGUCCACCGUAGGCGAUGACCUGCUAAUGGCCGUCGCGCAACCCACCCAGCCAGAGGACAUGAGCCACGAAUACCUCGCCGCCCUCGUCGAACGCUUACUGCAAAAUCCACCACAAGGCUGGGACGAAGAGAAAAAGAUGAGCCUAGCGUACGCCGUUCAGAUGCGAUACCAGCAGACACACCAACAGAUCCCCGGCAUCGUCGAAUCGAAGCUGAUACUCGUCGAGCUCACAGAUGGCUCACGGAAUCCUCUGGUCAAGCUGGUCAAACAGGCGGGUCCACAAGGCACAGCUACGGUGGAGGCAUGCAAAGAGGUGCUCGCUUCUGCCGAGACGCGCGACAUCAGCUACCAGCAAGUCGCCGCAGUGCUCCUCUAUCUCGCGCUCUCUACCGGAUACAACGCGAAGAACUUUGUUGCCGCACUACGCGAACACCGGACCGGGCAGCGGAUAGACUGGCAGGAUGUCGUGUUGGCUUUUGACCGGGACCACCUACGCAUCGAGAAGCACCAGUUCCUAGCUAUAUACAACGCGCUGCUCCCUGUUGCCCAAGACACGGAGAAGUUCGACAUACAAGCACUAUGGGGAGGACAAUGGCAGCACGACUUAACACAGUUAUACUUCGUAGUUGCUUUCCUGUCCUCCACACGGCAAGAGCUGGACGUGACACAGAUCCCUAGGUUACGCACCUCUUACUCGUUGAAGACGUUCGAGAACGCGUCCGACGACGCCAAGUCCUUCGCCGAGGAAGCAACCAAACACCCCUUUGUCUCGCUCGACGCGACAGCCGCGCUGUUCAACAUGAUCUUCCAGACAUCUGAGACCUAUCACACGGCACAGCUGAUGGGCAUACCCGAUUUGGUGAUCAAUCCACACACAGCGGAGUUCCUCGUAGCGGCAGCGGCAGUCCCAAAGCCUUGGGGUGCCUUGCAGGAACAGGCAUUGAAGCAAUUAUUUGAUCCGUACUUCCUCAAGAAGCUACCCAUCUACAACUUUGUCCUCUACGGCCUUUGGAAACAGGACUCCCAAUGGCUUACAGAUCGAUUUGUCGAUGCCUACAACGCCGACUCAAUGACCCUCAGUCUGGUACUCGAGCACGCGGAGACGAACAACUGGUUAGAGCAACUGAUUCGCAGUAAUACUGACAUCAGCUUGGAUUUGGCUGCACAAGCGCACGCGCGCGGCAAGUUCGAGCUUGGUACCUGGCUGGAGCAGACAUUCGAGCAGGCCGGGCCGCUAUUCCGUCGCAUCCUGACUAACUUUCUGAGUGCGCGGGCUGCAGAAGAGAUGCAACGAGCACGAGACGACCACCAACCUCUCAACUUACCGCUUGCUGUCAAGACAGUAUACCCACUGCUCUGGUUCCUUGCACAGUGUGGUCUCCCUGAGCCGGAACUGCUGCCCUUACAGCGGAACUGCAUACAGGCGUACCCGAGGUUGAUCAACUACGGCGAAGGCGUGGAUGACAUUAUCGACGCCAACGGCCAGAACGGAAACUCGCUUCCGGAAGAGGCAGAUAAGAAGAUGCAAGAGCAUUUCAAGAACAUGUACAGCGGUGACAGUGAUGUAAGAGACAUCAUCUCAGCACUCAAGAAGUACAAGGAGUCGCGUGAUCCCGCGGACCAAGAUUUGUUCGCAUGCAUGAUUCACGGCCUUUUCGAUGAGUACAACUGCUUCGGGGAAUAUCCUCUAGAAGCCUUAGCCACGACUGCUGUGCUUUUCGGAGGUAUCAUCAACUUCAACCUCUUGUCCCGAAUUGCACUUCAGGUUGCGCUGGCUAUGGUUCUAGAAGCUGUUCAGGAAUAUCGACCCGAGGACAGUAUGUACAAGUUCGGCCUCCAAGCUCUCAUACACUUCUCGAACCGACUGCACGAGUGGCCCAACUACUGCGACCAGCUCCUCAUUGUCCCUGGGCUCCAAGGAACUGAGAUUUUUGCUAAAGCUGAAGAAGUUGUAGGUCAGCAAGUCGGCGAAGUUAACGGCGAUGGUCACAACGGUGUGGGAUUGACAAACGGUAACGGUAUCGAUGAUGCUCUCCACCAGGAGCCGGCCAUACCCAAGUUCAGCUGCCUCUACGUCGACCCCCCACUCCGCCCAGAGCUGUACGAGGACCCCGACGAAGACGUUCAAGACAAAGUUCUGUUCGUAUUGAACAACGUCUCCGAGCGCAACUUGCGCGACAAGAUCAGCGAUCUCACCGAAGCCGUCGAAGAGAGACAUCACCAGUGGUUCGCAAACUAUCUUGUCGAGGAGCGCGCCAAAAUGCAGCCUAAUUUCCAGCAACUCUACCUCGACAUGCUCGACCUAUUCAACGAUAAGACACUCUGGGCUGAGGUGCUCCGUGAGACGUACGCGAGCGUCAUCCGUAUGCUGAAUACUGACUCCACGCUGGGUUCGACGGAGCGUGGCCAUCUUAAGAAUCUGGGUUCUUGGCUUGGUUCAUUGACUAUUGCCCGAGACCAGCCGAUCAAAUUCCGCAACAUCUCAUUCAAGGACUUAUUGCAUGAGGGUUACGAUACUGAUCGCCUUCUUCUUGUAAUUCCUUUCACCUGCAAGGUGCUUGUACAAGCUGCCAAGUCUUCCAUCUUCAGGCCCCCCAAUCCUUGGAUCAUGGAGAUGCUGGGAGUCCUUAUGGAACUUUACCACUUUGCAGACCUAAAGUUAAACCAGAAAUUCGAGAUCGAAGUUCUCUGCAAAGGCCUAGAGCUUGACCACAAGGAAAUUGAGCCCACAAACAGUAUCCGAGGACGACCCCCAACGGACGAAGAGUUCCUUGGAUCCAUGGUUCCUGAAGGAUUAGAAGCAUUCAGUGAUCUCUCGAUUAUGGGCCUGAACCGUGGCGCCCGAGGUCCGAACGAACGAUUCUCGUCAGCAGCAAUCACGGCAGCUCUGCCCGAUUUCACCAACCAGCUUCAGUACCCGCCGUCUGGAAACAGCGCGGUCCCUCCAGCGGCAUUGAAGAAGAUCUUCCUUACUGCUGUCAACCAAGCCAUCCAGGAGAUCAUCGCUCCGGUAGUAGAGCGCUCUGUGACUAUUGCCGCCAUCUCAACAUCGCAGUUGAUUAACAAGGACUUUGCUAUGGAACCCGACGAGGAGAAGCUUCGCAACGCAGCACACACUGUUGUCAAGGCUCUUUCUGGUGCUUUGGCCCUUGUUACUUGCAAGGAGCCAUUACGCAUGAGUAUUCAAAACCACAUCCGUGUAACAGCUAGAGACCUCCCCGACCAAGCGCUGCCAGAGGGACAUAUCAUCAUGUUUGUGAACGAUAAUCUUGACCUCGUCUGCAACACGGUUGAGCAGGCCGCUGAAAUGUCGUCUCUUGCGGAGAUUGACAUGCAGAUCGAGGAGGCAGUCCGCAUUCGCAGAAUGUUCCGCAGCUCUCGUCCGAAUGAGCCAUUCAAGGAUGCAAACAUCAGCCCAUGGGCAUUCUAUAUCCCUGAACCAUACAAGCAGAUGCCUGGUGGUCUGAAUCGUGAGCAGCUGGCCAUCUACGAAGAUUUCGGUAGACAGUCACGAGGUGCUCCGCACGCGAAUAACACGUCCCAAGACGGUGGACGUCAGCUUCCAGACGUCCUCCAAGACCAGUUCGCAGCGGUACCGAACCUCCCAACUCCAGGUGCUGCACCAGCAGAGCCACGCCAACCAGCACAACAAGCGCGGCUACAGAGUCUUCAAGCCCCUCAUGCACCUUUGACACAACAACAACCAAAUGGCUACAUGGAGGCUCCAGGCUUGGAGCGUGGUCAACGUGGUGUUGAGGAUCUUUUGCUCGAACUGACUCGCGUUAUCAAGGAGGCGCCAGAGGAACGUAUCAGCGAACUUCAGCCUGGUAGCAGCAAUGUUCACCAGGUUUUCGACCAGCUCAUCACAAGUGUUGAGUACGCGGGCCCUAACAAGGAAACCUGGGCUUUCCGCAUCGCAGGUCAAGUCACUAACCAUCUCUUUUCCGACUCAUUGAGCCGCUUGGAGGUCGAGGUGAUGGCGCAUCUGCUAAGUCAUCUCUGCCAAUUGUCUGUCCAGACUUCGCGGCAGGUACUUAUGUGGUUGGCGACUCUACACGACGAUGACAGGAUUUUCAAGUCCACAGUCAUGGUCGCUUUGAUGGAAGUUAGCCUGAUGGAUAUGCACCGCCUGAACACGACUAUCGCCAAGGCCAUUCAAGAACGACGUGUCGCCGCAGUAGAGAUGCUGUCUAGCUUGAUGGAGGAGCUCCUACUUAACGAACAUCCGAGUGCGUUCCGUGCCGACUUCGCCAUGUCCAUCGAUGCUCUUACCACAUGGCUAGCAGAGGACCCAUCCUUCGAGCUCGGGAAGCGUGUGCUCGGCAACCUACAGGUACCAUCCAACGAGCCGAUGCUUACACCACCAGGAUCCGGAUACAAGGACCAACUCGAAUAUGUCUUCGACGAGUGGGUGCAUCUCCAAAUGGAAAGCAUGCCAAAGAAGACAGUUGGCGCAUUUAUCUACCAGCUCCACCAGCAGAAGGUGAUGGAAACUCAAGAAUCAUCAGUUGCAUUCAUUCGCACCUGCAUCGACUCUUCAGUAGCCGCAUACGAACAGGAACAUUCCGCACCGUUUGGCAACGGUAACGAAGACAUUGCAACCGUCAAGAUCGAUGCACUUGGCCGACUAGUGGUGGACCUUGUCGUUUACCAAGGCGAGCAAGACGGAGCUGUCAAGGAAAGUAAGGCUAGGUAUCUGGAUCAGAUACUAGUCGUUGUCGUACUCGUCCUCUGCAACCAUCACAGCACACGAGGCGAUGCCUUCAACCAGAAGGUCUUCUUCAGGUUGUUCUCUGCCAUCCUUUUCCACCUGAACGAUGCGGUAAAGGAAGAGGCUCUAGCUGACCAGAAGGCUGACGUCUUCCAUGCUGUAGCCAGGGCUUUGUUGGUUCUCCAACCCUCGCACCUCCAGCGAUUUACAUUCUCGUGGUUGGCACUAGUUGCUCACCGUAUCUUCGUACCUGCUAUGCUAGAAGAGGGCCAAGGAGACAAGCGAUGGGACGUCUACGCUCAGCUUAUCGAGACGCUCUUGAUCUUCACGGGCAAGCUCAUCAAGCCUACAGGAGAGACGGUUAUGGCUGAACAGUUCUACCGCGGUGUCCUGCGAGUUCUGUUAGUGAUACACCACGACUUCCCUGAGUUCCUGGUCGAGAACCACUUCCGGUUCUGCAACAGUAUUCCUAUGCACUGCACACAACUCCGCAAUCUCAUCGUCAGCGCCUACCCCUCCACCAUUCUCGAGAUGCCAGACCCGUUCACAGCUGGACUUAAGGCCGAUCGACUGGAGCAUGACCUUCAAGCACCGGUCAUCCGUGCCGACAUCGCGCAGGUGCUUUCAGAUGCAGGUAUCAAGGAUGCUAUAGACAAUCUCCUAAAGGGCUCAGAGUUGAAGAACAAGGACGUUGACAAGGUCUGCCAAGCAGUCUACUACGCAGAGGCUCAAUCAGCAGCGUUUGAGCUCGUCUCUACGACAGCGAACCCAACGCUGAUACAUGCAAUUACUCUGUACAUUGGCAUCGCGACUCUAGGGACCGGGCCCGCUAGCGUUCCGAUCUUUGAUGCAGAGAGCCCAGCUACCAAGGUUGUUGAGAGGCUUGUCAAAGACUUCCACCCGGAGGCCAGGUUCCACUUCAUCAGCGCCAUCGCGAACCAGCUCCGCUUCCCAAACACGCAUACUCAUUUCUACAGCUACACGCUGCUCCACCUCUUCGGACCCCCUAACGACGAUUCGCUCGCAUUGGAGAUCCAAGAGACCAUUACCCGCGUGUUAUUAGAGCGCCUGCUAGUCCACCGCCCACAUCCCUGGGGACUCAUUAUCACGUUGUUGGAGAUCUUGAAGAACCCAACCUACACGUUCUGGGACUUGCCGUUUGUCAAAGCAGCUCCUGAAGUUGAGCGGUUGCUUAAUGCACUGUUUACGCAUGCGCAGGCGAGUCCGCGUCCGCUGGCUUAG
Messenger RNA from Alternaria arborescens, 6876 nucleotides. Its product is annotated as General negative regulator of transcription subunit 1. Gene Ontology annotation, biological process: nuclear-transcribed mRNA catabolic process, deadenylation-dependent decay. The coding region runs from base 1 to 6876 and encodes 2291 amino acids. Gene Ontology annotation, cellular component: P-body; CCR4-NOT core complex. The transcript is spliced from 4 exons. NCBI's taxonomy places the organism in Eukaryota, Fungi, Ascomycota, Dothideomycetes, Pleosporales, Pleosporaceae. The record is from RefSeq and is a predicted model, not a curated record. Gene Ontology annotation, molecular function: molecular adaptor activity.